This is a messenger RNA of Filobasidium floriforme, 987 nucleotides long. Its product is annotated as ribosomal protein L5 domain-containing protein. Bases 1 to 987 code for a protein of 328 amino acids. Lineage: Eukaryota; Fungi; Basidiomycota; Tremellomycetes; Filobasidiales; Filobasidiaceae. Gene Ontology annotation, cellular component: ribosome; cytosolic large ribosomal subunit. Gene Ontology annotation, molecular function: structural constituent of ribosome; RNA binding. Gene Ontology annotation, biological process: translation. The record is from RefSeq and is a predicted model, not a curated record. The transcript is spliced from 2 exons.
AUGGUGGAGCUGAAGACGUCGGCUGUGCUGGAGGAUGCUGUCCCCGCUCUGCCUUCGCGACUUGGACAGAAUGACAAGGCUGCAUCGCCUUUCGAGGGCACCGAGAUCUGGCAGGGGGCUCCGACGAGUCGACUAGAGGAAUUGGCAGCGACAGCAGUACCUGCCCAAACCUUGGUCCUCCCCGACAUCCAGCUCGGACCUACCCAUCCCUCCCGAUAUCAGGAUCACUACCACAAUACCCUCGCUGAGGAUCUCCUCUACAUGACUUACGACCACAACAUGGCCUCUCCCUCUCCAUCCGCAUCCACGUCGACGCUCUCCUCUUCCUCCACCCCACCCAUCGUCGAUCCUUCCAGCUUGAACCCGUACCAGCUCAAUCGACCAGCACCUCCUCCUCGUGGAAACCGACCUCUCAAACCCGCUACCCGGCCCGUGACAGCUACGAGCGUACCCAAGCUCGAAUCCAUCGUCCUGCAUACCAUGGUCAAAGAGGCCAUCGGGAACAAACCCGCCAUGCUCUCCGCCAUCAUGGCGCUCCGAGCGAUCUCGGGCGAGACUUACCAGGGAGGAGGGAGAAAGGCCGCCUCGGGGGUCCAGGUGCUCGUCUCCAAGUCCGGAGCCGCAGCGUUCAAGCUCCGAGCGGGGAUGCCCGUCGCCGUCAAGGUCGAGAUCAAGGGAGAGGCCAUGUACGACUUUGUGCAGUCCCUCGUCGAUUUCGUCCUCCCUCGCUUGCGAGAGUUCCCCGGAGUGACCCUCCCCUUGCUCUCCGCCAACAAGAACUCUCCGUCAGCCACGUCCGGUGUGGUAGCGUUCGGGUUGGAACCGGCCGCGAUGGGCUUGUUUCCGCAGAUAGAGACCAACCUGGAGAGUUACCCCAAGAUGCACGGGUUUCACAUGCAGUUCCUCACGAACUGCAAGGGAAAGGGAGCGCAGGAUCAGGCGAGGGCGUUGUUGAGCGGGAUGAGAAUUCCGUUCACCAGGCGAUGA